CAGAAAAACGACAGCACGAUAAAAAUUAGUAUUGUUGCACUUCACAAAUUAAUGAUCAUGAGUUCGUAUUUGAUAAACUCGAACUAUAUCGAACCUUCCUUUCCUCCAUGCGACGAAUAUCAACAGAACGGAUACAUCCCCGCCCCUACUGAGUACUACGAACGGCCAAAAGAUUCGGGCUUUCCCCAUCAUGACGAGGCGUCGUAUCCGAGGUCAAACUACACAGAACCGAGCUACGACUACGGUAAUGUCCCCAGUAAUGGACUCGACGAUUUUACCGACAGGCAUCAGGCACAACCUCAGCCCAUUGCCCAGAACCAUGGCCCUCGCCUCAACCCAGUUCCAGACAGCGGUGUGGUGGAGGACGUCAGCAAAGACUGCAGCCUCGCUACUGAGUCUUAUCCCGGUGCACAGAAGGGCAAGGAACCGCCGGUGGUCUACCCCUGGAUGAAGAAGGUCCAUGUUGACAAUGCUAGUUACAGUGGAGGAGUGCCCAAGAGGUCCCGCACUGCCUAUACCCGCCAGCAGGCUCUCGAGCUGGAGAAAGAAUUCCACUUCAACCGCUACCUGACCCGACGCAGGCGCGUGGAGAUCGCGCACACGAUGUGCCUUUCCGAACGUCAGGUGAAGAUCUGGUUCCAGAAUAGAAGGAUGAAGUGGAAGAAAGAUCAUAAGCUUCCGAACACCAAGAUCCGCUCUGCGAGCUCAUCCUCGGGAGCCCAGCAGCAGCAGCAAAUCAAAACUGGCACGCACCAGCAGCUCGUUCCCACGCCUUGCGCCGCGACCCUAUAGUUAUGGAACCCUCGCGCCAAACCAACAGACUGAGAAUGGCAAACAGAACCCAGAAACGGAAUUUUGUGGACCGAUUCUCGAGUAUGUCCACCAUGGUAUUACCCCAUUCCUUGGCUUUUGGGCCUGUCACCUCCUUUCAAUACCCUUUCCCCUCUCAACCUCAACCUCCUCUCUCCGUUUUUUCGCUCUCUCCUAAUUUUUUAGCUCGAAAUCCGUCACUUGCUGCCCAAGAUGGCAACUGAAAUGUAUUUGUUUAUUAAGACAGAAGGAUAACUCACACUCGAAUGUAUCACAGGACUUUGGAUUAUAUGUAUCAUUGCAUAGAAUGAAAAUAAAAGAGAAUGAGACGAGAGAUAAGUGAGGCCUCAUUUUUAUUUUUGUUCUAUGCAAUAAUUUUGUUUAUUCUCAUGGAAAUAUAUACUUGAAAGGAAGACGAUGUUUUAGGAAAGCUCGGGGUGCCCGUAUGAGACCUCUCGGCAGGUUUAGAAUGAGACAGGGUCAGAGUUAGGGUUUAGCUCGUGAUGUGUGAGUGAGUUGGUUUACUGUUGAAUGUAUUAUUAAGUCGUGUAAUGUCCAGGUGACUUUCAUCCCUAAUGAGUAUAGACAAAUCAUAGCAAAGGCACAAUACUGAAUCCAUUUUGUAGGCUUAAAAAAGGCAACAUCGUUUGUUUGUUUGUUCGUGUAGCAGUGCAGACUAGUUUGUCCAUAUUUUGUGGUGUGCUCUAAACUGUGAAUAUUUGUAUAUGUUGUCUGAUUAAUGGACGUUGUAAUAAUGUAUUGUAAUUUAGGCCCAUGCAAGAAACUGUUCCCGUGAAAUAAAUAUGUACUU
This is a messenger RNA of Salvelinus namaycush (lake trout), 1621 nucleotides long. Its product is annotated as homeobox protein Hox-A4-like. Gene Ontology annotation, molecular function: RNA polymerase II cis-regulatory region sequence-specific DNA binding; DNA-binding transcription factor activity, RNA polymerase II-specific. The transcript has 2 exons. Gene Ontology annotation, biological process: regulation of transcription by RNA polymerase II; embryonic skeletal system morphogenesis; anterior/posterior pattern specification. Bases 52 to 792 code for a protein of 246 amino acids. Gene Ontology annotation, cellular component: nucleus. NCBI's taxonomy places the organism in Eukaryota, Metazoa, Chordata, Actinopteri, Salmoniformes, Salmonidae. The record is from RefSeq and is a predicted model, not a curated record.